AUGGACGCUCUCUCACCAAGAUCAACAAACCAAAUUAUCAAGCCCAAACUUGCCAUGGAUCGGAAAGUCGUCAACAAACCCGCCGCUGCCGGUCAGAAGGCUCCCUCUAAGAAUCAUGCCGACCCCCCACCUCCGUUGGUCCCAGAACCUGCGGAUAGUGGAGAGCAAUAUGCGAUAGGCGCAUUCUUAGGGAAAGGCGGAUUCGCUGUAUGCUAUGAAGGCACACUUGCGCGGAAUGGCCGCGUGUAUGCGAUGAAAGUCGUCAAGUCUCAGAUGCCACAAAAGAAAAUGGAAGAAAAGUUCCGGACCGAGCUACAGAUUCAUUCAAAAAUGCGCCAUCCAUUCGUUGUGCAGUUUUACCGCGCUUUUGCAUUCGAGCAAAGUACCUACGUGGUACUGGAGCUAUGUCCGAAUGGGUCAGUGAUGGAUAUGGUACGGAAGCGACGAUACCUAUCAUUACCCGAAGUAAGACGGUUCAUGAUUCAACUUUGCGCCGCCAUGAAAUAUCUACACAAAAGAUUUGUUGCGCACCGUGAUUUGAAAAUGGGGAACCUGUUUCUCGACCAAUACAUGAACAUCAAAGUCGGAGAUUUUGGCCUGGCCGCUAUGAUUCUCUCAGACAAGGAUGCGAAAAGACGAAACACUUUAUGCGGAACACCAAAUUACAUCGCCCCGGAGGUUCUGGAUAAGAGUAAAGGUGGUCACACGCAAAAAGUGGACAUCUGGUCUCUCGGUGUCAUUUGCUUUGCCAUGUUGACUGGUUUCCCGCCGUUUCAAUCCAAAACGCAAGAGGAGAUUUACAAGAAAGUUCGAAAUCUGGCCUAUGUGUGGCCAAAGGAUUCGGAAAAUAACAAUCACAUUCCCGAAGAGGCCAAGGACCUAGUUAGUGCUUGCUUGAAUCUCGUCGAUGAAGAACGCCCAGACCCAGAUGACAUUGUCGAGCACCCAUUCUUCAACAUGUACGACGGAUGCAUUCCUCGCCAGUUGGAUCCCGCCACGCGUUUCACCAAGCCAAUUUGGCUGAAGGAUCAGGCUCCAAGAGGUGACGUGAUGAUCAGUGGUUAUGGUUUGGACUCCGACGAGAAGCUGCGUGGCUAUGUAUACCAGGUGGAUGAUCCGAGCCAGCGCUAUCACUCUUGCAAGGCAGCGUUUUACUCACUGUGCGGUGUUGGGCGGAAACCUGAUGGGACCGCUCGCAAGUCUGUGGGGCGAAAUUGCUCAAAAUCUGCCUAUUCUGAGUGCGAGACAGAGGAUGCAAGAGGUCUGCGCCCCUCCGUUCCAUUGCCUAUGGACUUUAUCUAUCAAUGGCCCCAUGACCUCGAGGGCGAUUGGUGUCUUGCGGAAACAUCACGAAAAACGGUCCCCAGUGUUGAUGGUGCUAGUGACAGCAGUAUAUUAUCAUCUCGGCGAGCUGUAUCCGCUCGUACUAAUCCAUCAGCCACGCGAACAAAUGCGGCUCUUGCUGCGGCCCAACAGCGCAGAAUGGAGCCUCAAAGUCACGCCGCGACACUUCGCCAGCAGGGUCGAGUUGGCAUGGUCUCUCCUCGCAAGAUUCCGGGAAUGGGUGAGCAGGAGCCAGCGAGACCUUACCGGGAAACCCAGGAGCCCCCUGUACCACCAGUCCCUAGUGUACCUUUGGGUGGGCUCGCGGAGCGGCCCAUCCGAACUCGACGAAUGGCAUCGGCCUCCCAAGCCCAGACCCGGGAUAUUGAAAGACCGCAGUUGACCAAGUCAACCAGCAUGCCAUCGGGGUUGACCAUUGGCAAGACUCGGUCUCAGUCUCGUCGGCUGGAGGCCGCUGGUCAAGGACCUAUGUCGACCGAACCCAAGUUACCGCGAUUGGAGGAAAGAUUAGCUAGCCGACAGCCAACCUUACGAUCAUCUCGACCGGAGCUAAAGAUUGCUCCCGAAAGAGCAGAACGACCAAAGGUCAUCAGCCCCACCGAAUCAGUAUUCACAUCCAGCACGCAGUCAAAGCCGGUAACCACGUCUCACGGAAUCGGUCGGACCAACAGCAAGGGAAAUUCGUCAACGAAGCCUCGCUCUAGUCUGGGACUUACGCCUCUCUUCCACAGCGAAGAUGUUUGCGAGAUCUUGCCAGGCACUUCUUUGAGCGAAGUCAACACGGAUUUGCGCCUUAUGUUGUCGAAUCUUGUUAGCCAAUCUACCCGCCGCCGAACAGGUCCUCGGAAGCAGCCCCACGCAUAUGUUAUCAAGUGGGUUGACUACACCAAUCGAUAUGGCAUCGGGUAUGUACUGGAUGAUGGUAGUGUUGGGUGUGUUUUCAAGGGAGAGAACGGCCAGCCGGCUUCCAGUGUGAUUGUGCGAGACGGUGAAAGACACAUACGCCGUAAAGCGCGCAGUGCCGAUAAUGGCGAGGAGAAAGGUAUUCCAUACUCAGAAGCUGAAUACCUGAUUCCCCGCCAUGGCAGCCCUGUAGAAUUCUACGAGAACCACGAUGACGAUCUGCUGGGUUGCCGUGGUAUCCGGCGAGGAUUCAUCUCCCCAUCUUUGUUCGAUCCCAGAACCUCGAGGGCGAUGAGAUUACGCGUCAAUACGGGGACAGAAGCUGACAAAGCUGAUAUGGAGAAGAUCAAGCGAGUGAAGUUGGUCGAUCAGUUUGGAAAGUACAUGAUUGGAUCCCUGGGUCGCCAUGGCGAUGAUGGCAGCGAUCACGUCUCCAGCCACAUCAGUGGUCAAUUCAUCAAGUUCUAUCAGCGACUGGGCAAUGUCGGUAUCUGGGGAUUCGGUGAUGGCGCUUUCCAGUUCAAUUUCCCGGAUCAUACCAAGCUGGUCAUUGCUCCGGGUCGUACCCGGAGCUCUUCACCGUGGAUCGACUUCUAUCAUCUUUCACCCUCUGCUGCACGCUACUUCUCCGCGAAGGGGAAGAUGCAUCCGGCUGGAUUUGACACGCGCGCUGUCGCGUCAGAUGAAGCGGCCACUUUCUUGAGCAUUGUCAACGGAGAGUCCCUCAACUCCGUCGAAGACCGUAUCCGGGAGAUCUUGGAUGCCAAUUCCUUCCUCCAGAAAGUCAGCUUCAUUAAGGAUGUGUUGAAGGUCUGGAUCAAGCAUGGGCGUCUUGGUGGUCGUCCUAUGUCCAGAGGGCUUCCAGGCGAUAUACCCCCAGAAAUGUUCUGGCAAGGUACUCAGGAACGGUCGCAAAGCGGCAGCUCUGGGACCAAGUUUGUCUGGGUAACCGUCGGAGCUCCUGAUGGUGAUGGAGAGUAUCGGUCGGUAGUGCUAAAGGAGAAUGACAAAGAAAAGCUGGAGAAACGGGGAAUGGAAGUGGAUAAGGAGGUGGACAUGUUGAAAGAACGACUACGAGUAAUGGGUCGUUAA
Molecule: messenger RNA, 3339 nt
Organism: Penicillium odoratum
Lineage: Eukaryota; Fungi; Ascomycota; Eurotiomycetes; Eurotiales; Aspergillaceae
Product: PLK family serine/threonine-protein kinase
Exons: 2
Coding region: 1-3339 (1112 amino acids)
Biological process (GO): regulation of protein localization to mitotic spindle pole body; mitotic cell cycle; regulation of cytokinesis
Cellular component (GO): cytoplasm; spindle pole body; centrosome
Molecular function (GO): ATP binding; protein binding; protein kinase activity
Source: RefSeq, a predicted model, not a curated record